Molecule: messenger RNA, 249 nt
Organism: Ogataea haglerorum
Lineage: Eukaryota; Fungi; Ascomycota; Pichiomycetes; Pichiales; Pichiaceae
Exons: 1
Coding region: 1-249 (82 amino acids)
Source: RefSeq, a predicted model, not a curated record
AUGUAUAGCCAUCCCAACUUGUCGACUUCUUCUGCCGGUUCUCACUCUAAGCGAUUGUCUUCAAACAAUCCUUUCAGGUCGGCUCUUCUUCAAGAAGAAUCAAGAGUGGUCAGCGAUGACUCAAAUUACAGACGCUGGCUGGAGAAGCAUGCCGAGGAAGCUGUGGAUUCAGACAACGAAAAUCAUCCUCCAAGAAAGAAUUACGCGAAGACAAAAUCGCAUCCUGCGAACUCAGAGUCAUCAAUGUAA